Messenger RNA from Camellia sinensis, 1106 nucleotides. Lineage: Eukaryota; Viridiplantae; Streptophyta; Magnoliopsida; Ericales; Theaceae. The record is from RefSeq and is a predicted model, not a curated record.
ACAUGUAAAAGCCAGCAGAUUGCUUUAAUUUGAUGCCCUGUAUACAAUUCCAUAAAGAAAAGUUGAUUAACUGUAUUUUUAUUCCAGUAUAAGCUUUUUCCUAAUGAUCUAUCUAUCUUCUAUCUUAACAGUUGUGAUUUUGCAUUGUAGGACUUAUAUUGGCAGCAACAGGGCAAGUAGAAACGUAUCUUAGCAAUCAUCAGAAUGGAAGUCUAUAAGAAACUUGUCCAAGUCUCAAUACCUCAGCAUUACUUAUACAAGGUAUUCCAUUAUCUUUUCUUUUUAUUAUUAAUUUUUUUUGUAAGUUAUUUUGUUACAUGGAGGACCAAGGUCAUAAACAGAAACUAACAGAGGAACCCUGUGACAAGACCUGAUACAGCGGAGGAUUCACCCUUUGAGUCGCAUCAUAUUUAGCUAAUAGUAACAAAUCAGUCUGUAGUUUCCAGGGUAGGUUAGUUUUUGAGAUGAUAAGAUUAGAGGAAACCUUGAAUUCUAAAAAUUUGUCAUACUGUUCCUUUGAUCCUAUUGAUUGUGCUUCUUGGGCCCUGUUGGUUUAGAUUUAGACUUCACACAGUCAGCUUUGGGGUGGCAAGAACAGACUUGAGCUGCAUCAUCUAGUUGAAAAUGUAAGGAAGACAAAAAAUUAAGACUGACUAAAUGUUGAUUGAACUACAAUUUUUCAAGCAACAUAUGGACUAGAUCUAAUGGUGAUGCUUAUGGAGGUAUUGUGAUCAUUCUAAUGUUAUUACCUGUGAAUUGAUUUUUAGGUCUGGAGAUUUUUAAUAAAUUUUGCUGACGUUCUGGGGCUUUGGCCAUUUAUGCUGGAUGAAUUUAUUCAAGCUUUUCAUGAUUAUGAUCCAAGGUUGUUAGGGGAGAUUCAUGUAGCUCUUCUAAGAUCCAUAAUUAAAGAUAUUGAGGAUGUAGCAAGGACACCCUCUUCGACUGGGCUGGGAGUAAAUCAAAAUGCUGCUGCCAAUCCUGGAGGUGGCCAUCCACAGAUUGUUGAAGGGGCGUAUGCUUGGGGCUUUAAUAUAUGCAGCUGGCAGCGCCACUUAAAUCCAUAUUGCGACAAUUUGCUUUAUCUGUUGGAUUUGGGCCAAAAUUGA